AUGGCGAAGGACACGCUUUCCGCCACGGAGCCGGUCGGCAUCCCUGUGACCGUCGAAGCUGCCAUCGAGAACAACAGAGGCGCGCUGAAAUGGCUCUCGAACAGCGGCAUCGUCAAGCUGAACUGCGUCCUCGUGUUGUCGCUGGUGUCGUCCUACGCAACAGGCUAUGAUGGGAGUAUGAUGAACGGACUGCAGAGUCUGGAUACCUGGCAAGAAUCGUUCAAUCACCCAGAUGCCCAGCAACUAGGAUUAUUAAACGCCAUUCAAAACGUCGGCCAGCUCGUUGCCCUCCCAUUCUGCGCCUGGUUUUGCGACCAUUUUGGAAGAAAGCCCGCCCUGCUGACAAGCGCCUCCAUCCUCCUCAUCGGCGUCGCUCUCCAAGGUGCCGCACAGAACGUGGGCAUGUUCAUCGCGGCGCGUGGUGUUCUCGGGUUUGGCCUGGCCCUCAACAUCACAGCCGCUCCUCUCAUGAUCAUGGAGUUGGCGUACCCGUCCCAACGCGCCCCGCUCGUGAGUAUCUACAACUCACUAUGGGGACUCGGUGCGCUGUCAGCAGCGUGGAUCACAUUCGGAACGUUUCGGAUCGGGAAUACUUGGGCGUGGCGCAUUCCCUCUAUCCUCCAGGGCGUGUCGAGCAUCGUCCAGCUGGGCCUUUGUUUCUUCAUUGAGGAAUCGCCUCGAUGGCUCAUCUCGAAAGAGAGAUAUGCUGAAGCGGAAGCUUUGAUCAUCAAGUACCACGCGAACGGUGAUGCUUCGGAUCUUGUGGUGCCGUUGGAAAUGGAAGAGAUCAGGACGGCGUUGCAACUCGAGGCGGAGGCUUCGCGGUCGACGUCGUACAUGUCGUUCUUCCAAACACCGGGCAAUCGACGACGUUUCUUUAUCAUUCUAGCCGUCGGCUUCUUCUCACAAUGGAGCGGAAACGGCCUCAUUUCAUACUACCUGAGUCUCAUCCUGAACUCAAUCGGCUACACAUCGCAAGACACCCAGACUCUGAUCAACGCCUUGAUGACGCUUUGGGGCCUCAUCUGGGGUCUCAUCGCCUCAUUUCUCGUCAACCGCUUCCGUCGUCGCACAAUGUUCCUCUUCUCAACUCUCGGCUCUUUAGCUUGCUACGUGACCUGGACCGCGCUCCAAGCAACAUACGAGCAGCAGACAGACCUAACCGGCAGCGGAUCGCCAGCUCUCGCCAAGGGCGUCUUGGCCAUGAUCUUCCUCUUCAAUGUAGUCUUCAACUUCGGAUGGGGCGCUCUCCAGGUUACCUACGUCGUGGAGAUCCUGCCGUUCAACCUGCGCGCGAAGGGCUUGGUGCUGUAUAACCUCUUCGUCGCGAUGGCUCUCAUUUUCAACCAGUACGCCAACCCCGUCGGCGUCACGAACUCGAAGUGGAAAUACUACAUCACCUAUAAUGUCUGGCUGGCGUUUGAGGCGGUGGUGGUGUACUUCCUGUUCGUUGAGACGGGCAAGAUGAGCUUGGAGGAGACGGCUGCGAUCUUGGAUGGUAACCAGGAUAGGCUGACCGAGGAGGUGGCUCGUAAGACGGAGAAGACUGUGCUGGAAAUUCAUGAGAAUGCUGUGGAAGACAAAGCCCGCGGCUAG
This is a messenger RNA of Colletotrichum karsti, 1596 nucleotides long. Its product is annotated as hexose transporter. Gene Ontology annotation, cellular component: membrane. The coding region runs from base 1 to 1596 and encodes 531 amino acids. The record is from RefSeq and is a predicted model, not a curated record. NCBI's taxonomy places the organism in Eukaryota, Fungi, Ascomycota, Sordariomycetes, Glomerellales, Glomerellaceae. Gene Ontology annotation, biological process: transmembrane transport; carbohydrate transport. The transcript has 3 exons. Gene Ontology annotation, molecular function: carbohydrate:proton symporter activity.